GGCAAGCCGACCUAUCCUGUAGGAAGGAGCCAAGAACGGCUGCAGAUUUGUAGCCAUGGGCCAAGACCAAAGCUUGGGCCGCGGAGUUGAAUCUUGGGCGCACGGUGGCUAUCGCCAGUGCUGCAAGUGUGGUGUGGAGAUGGACGCCGCUGAUUGUCGGGCCAGCGCGCUCUUUGGAGGCGGUGAAAACCAUUGCUAUGUUCUUUGGAACACAGCUUCAGACCACGUCACUUACAACAUGAGUGCAGGCAUAAGCGCAGAAAAAGGAAUUCAGGCUGGUGAAUCCGUGUCCAUAACACCGGGGGCUAAGCUGGUCAAAAUGAUCAUCAAGGGAGAGUGUGCAACCGCUGAUGGGAGACAAUCGGAUCCAUAUUGUGUUGAGUGCUUCCACAAGGAUGAUCCAAACAACGAGAAGAUGCUGGCAUCAGUGUUGGCGCACACCAAAGGACAUGCGUAUGUGAUUAACAUGAAGUACUCUCUGGUUGUGCCUCAUUACGGCGACAUGAACUGAGAAGCCCUGGCCGGAGCAUAGGUCUUAGCUGCCGCAGGCAUCAAGUUGACGUUCUCUUUAAGUGAACUUGCUACGUGCUGCCUGACGAGAAAACUGAAGUUUCACAAUGAAGCAACUUCAGGCGUUGGAAAACAGCAGGGGGACUGCAAC
Molecule: messenger RNA, 661 nt
Organism: Durusdinium trenchii
Lineage: Eukaryota; Dinophyceae; Suessiales; Symbiodiniaceae
Source: the annotation of a GenBank genome assembly